This is a messenger RNA of Chelmon rostratus (copperband butterflyfish), 696 nucleotides long. It is a transcript of the gene sap18, whose product is annotated as Sin3A-associated protein. NCBI's taxonomy places the organism in Eukaryota, Metazoa, Chordata, Actinopteri, Chaetodontiformes, Chaetodontidae. Gene Ontology annotation, molecular function: transcription corepressor activity; transcription factor binding. The transcript is spliced from 4 exons. The record is from RefSeq and is a predicted model, not a curated record. Bases 82 to 543 code for a protein of 153 amino acids. Gene Ontology annotation, biological process: negative regulation of DNA-templated transcription. Gene Ontology annotation, cellular component: nucleus.
UGCUGCAGCUACGAUAAAAUACCCAAGCGAGGUGGGAGAACUGACGACCGAACUGUAUUAAUAUAUCGGUGAGAAAUAACAAUGGCCCUUGAAUCGCGGAUCACACAGGAAGAAAUCAAGAAGGAACCAGAGAAGCCCAUUGACCGAGAAAAGACCUGCCCCCUUCUGCUGCGAGUAUUCACCACCAAUAGCGGCAGACACCACAGAGCAGAUGAAUUUGCUCGUGGCAACGUUCCCUCCAGUGAACUGCAGAUAUAUACAUGGAUGGAUGCUACUCUGAAGGAGCUAACUAGCCUGGUUAAGGAAGUGUAUCCAGAGGCCAGGAAAAAGGGGACUCACUUCAGCUUUUCUAUCGUCUUCCCCGACCCCAGAGGGAAAGUGUACAGGUUGAAAGAAAUCGGCAGUACUGUAUCCGGCAGGAAGGGCACAGAUGACUCCAUGACGCUGCAGUCUCAGCGCUUCCAGAUUGGAGACUAUCUGGACAUAGCUAUCACACCACCCAACAGAGCCCCACCCCUUGGCACACGCAUGAGGCCCUUCUGAACGUUCACACACAUAAACACACACACACACCAACCAUCAUACAUACGCCAACACACAUCAACAUUGCAUUUUUUGUUAAGUUUUUCUCUGCAUCAUUGUGGAUGAUUUUUGCAAUUAAAUGUAAUCUGUAAUAAAGUUGUCAUUUUUUCCAAA